Molecule: messenger RNA, 1806 nt
Organism: Hemicordylus capensis (graceful crag lizard)
Lineage: Eukaryota; Metazoa; Chordata; Lepidosauria; Squamata; Cordylidae
Gene: HOXB5
Product: homeobox B5
Exons: 2
Coding region: 1-855 (284 amino acids)
Biological process (GO): regulation of transcription by RNA polymerase II; anterior/posterior pattern specification
Cellular component (GO): nucleus
Molecular function (GO): RNA polymerase II cis-regulatory region sequence-specific DNA binding; DNA-binding transcription factor activity, RNA polymerase II-specific
Source: RefSeq, a predicted model, not a curated record
AUGAGUUCUUACUUUGUAAACUCGUUCUCAGGACGCUAUCCUAAUGCCCCAGACUAUCAGCUGUUAAAUUAUGGGACCGGCAGUUCCAUGAACGGAUCUUAUAGAGAUCCAGGCAACAUGCACGCCGGCUCUUACGGUGGAUACAACUACAAUGGGAUGGAUCUGAGCAUCAGCCGUUCAACCUCCUCCUCCAGCCACUUUGGAACGGUUGGGGAGAGCUCCCGCGCCUUCCCUGCCCAAGCAGCGCCAGAAAGCAGGUUUAGACAGGCGUCUAGCUGCUCCUUGUCCUCUCCCGAGUCCCUCCCUUGCACCAGCAGCAGCAGCAGCAGCAGCAACAACAACAGCGGCAGCAACGGCGAGAGCCAUGGAGGCAAAGCAGCCUCGUCUUCCCCCGCCGAUCAGGCUGCCUCUGUCGGCACGGCCAACACCACCAAUUUUACAGAGAUAGACGAAACCAGCGCGUCCUCGGGAACCGAAGAGAGCGUCUCCCAAGUCAACAGCAACGGCGCCAGAGCUCAGACAGAACCCAUCGCCACGUCCACGCCAGCCACAGAAGGACAGAGCCCACAGAUAUUCCCCUGGAUGCGAAAGCUUCAUAUUAGCCAUGAUAUGACUGGACCGGAUGGUAAACGGGCCCGAACGGCAUACACUCGCUACCAGACCCUGGAAUUGGAGAAGGAGUUUCACUUUAACCGCUACCUCACCCGCAGAAGGCGAAUAGAAAUAGCCCACGCGCUGUGUCUCUCCGAAAGACAGAUAAAAAUCUGGUUCCAAAACAGGCGAAUGAAGUGGAAGAAAGAUAACAAACUCAAAAGUAUGAGUUUAGCGUCUGGUGGCAGCGCCUUUCAGCCAUAAAUUAUAUCAAGGAGGGAUAUGAAUGAAGGAAUAGAAGUGGGGUGGGGAAAAGAAAGAAGGAAGGAAGGAAGGAGAGAGAGAGAGAGAGAGAGAAAGUCUAAAACAAAAGAAGCAACAGCCAGUUUUUGAGUUUGGAGUACUGUAAAGUGAAGCACUUUCCAUUCAGCAUGCUGUUGAUUUUUUUAUUAUUAUUAAACAACUUCCGUGGUACUAUUAUUCCAGGACUGUGUCCUCCUUUGCUGCGAAUUCCCCUCUUUAAAUUAAAAAAAAUAAGGUUAUUUCCAGAGGCUUCUUUAAUGCUCUAGGUGUUCUAAAUGUUUGUGUCCGUGCUCUAACGAUGCUUUCUGGAAAAAGCUAGCAUGUUUUUUAUUUUUGUUUUUUAAUGUGCGCUCUUUAAAUGUUUUAACUUAUUUAUAAUCCACUGUGGAGAAGUAAUGAGGGAUUCUUUAAAAAGUUUACAUCUUUUGGAGGGAAUCCUACCUCUUUUCCUUCUUCUCAAGUCGGGGCAUCCUGUACUUCAAUGGCAGGGGGGGAAAUUGAAAACAUCAACCACAACAUUUUUAAAAAAUACAGUAUAUCUAUAUAUAAACUCAUGUAUCUUUCUGUCUUUGAAAUUGUCAAGUCUGUGAUUUGGUUCAUACUCUCUGGCCUUGCUUUGAUCCCAGGCCAGUUCUGAGAUUUUUUAUUAUUUUUUUUAAUAAAUGUGAGUGAAGUUCACUUAAAAAGGGUAUACGAUUGGACCAACCAUUGUAUGUUUAAAAUGUUUGUAAAUACUAGACAUAUUUCUGCAGUGACUAAUAGGAAGUUUUAGUGGGCAGGGUGAAUUCAGUGUUCUGUGUGUCUGAAAUGGCAUUUGUCAUGUCUAAGCUGCCUGUUCCCAUCUUUGCCAAGAAGCUUUUCGUAUCCGUUUGUAGCCUUAACUUGAAGUCAAAUAAACGUUUCUCCUGGCCA